AUGAGAGCGUUUCCAGCUGUAGUAACGACGGAUAGCCACGAUCCAGUUCCAUGCUGUCGGCCACUGCUCGCUAUGAUUUCGUAUCAACGACACUUAAACGCAGCGAUUACUGCUGUCUUCUUCUAUUUAUUCGCUAUUGGGUCAUGCGAGAAUCACAUUCCAUCCCUGAACGAAAUUUCUCGAAUAGAUGAUCCUGUUCUAAAAGAGGUGUUCAAAUCGUCAGGAUUGGAUAAGCAAGGCACUGGCUCGCCGGUUGAAGAGCGGCCGCAACUGCCGGAAUCUGGUCCACCACAAGUGAGGGUCGAACCUUAUUAUGGUGAGAUCCCAAUCGAGCACAACAACAAUCAACAACCUCUCGGUGUCGUUCCUCCACGUCGACAACGGCCCGAUGCCGUUGGCAUGGCAGUUCAAACCGGAGCUAAUGCCUUUGCAUCCGGUGCUGAUGCCCUGUACAGGGGAGGAACCAGUGUUGCACGAGCGUUCGGCUUCAAUCCUCAAGCCUACGAAGCUCCAUUGUUCAGCGCCGCCACUCAGCUUUUGGGGAAGAAGUGA
Cylicocyclus nassatus is the source of this 552-nucleotide messenger RNA. The record is from the annotation of a GenBank genome assembly. Lineage: Eukaryota; Metazoa; Nematoda; Chromadorea; Rhabditida; Strongylidae.